AUGGAAUCGGAGAAACGCUCAACACUCUGGCCGACCAAUGCACCUUUUCAGACAUCUUUGUUCCAUGGCGGGAGACUUGUACAGGAGUACCUUGCUGCCCAGGAGCUUGAACUAAUCCCCUCCCCUCCUCUCGUGAUGCAGCAAUGGCGACCUCCAGAGUCCAAGCAUGUCAAGUUGAACUUUGACGCAGCAGUGUUCAACUCAUUGAAUUUGGAAGGCAUCGAUGUUAUUGCUAGAGAGUGGAAUGGAGAUGUGAUUGGAGCUCUGUCCAUGCCCAUAUCUCUUUCCCAAACAGUGAACGAAAUGGAGGCAAUUGCAUGCCAAAAAGCGGUUCAGUUUGCUAAAGAGCUGGGUCUACAGAAAGUGAUUAUCGAAGGCGAUUCACUGGUGGUGAUCAACGCCCUCUCACAAGGGUUUGGCUGUCUCUCUUCAUAUGGGAAUGUCAUGGAUGACAUUUUAGUCCUUGCUAAUGAAUUUCAGUUUGUGAGUUUAGUCAUGUUAAAAGAGUCUAUAAUGUGGUAG
Quercus lobata is the source of this 522-nucleotide messenger RNA. RefSeq lists its product as uncharacterized. Gene Ontology annotation, molecular function: RNA-DNA hybrid ribonuclease activity; nucleic acid binding. The transcript has a single exon. NCBI's taxonomy places the organism in Eukaryota, Viridiplantae, Streptophyta, Magnoliopsida, Fagales, Fagaceae. The coding region runs from base 1 to 522 and encodes 173 amino acids. The record is from RefSeq and is a predicted model, not a curated record.